This is a messenger RNA of Solea solea (common sole), 1283 nucleotides long. RefSeq names its product N-ethylmaleimide-sensitive factor attachment protein, beta b (gene napbb). The record is from RefSeq and is a predicted model, not a curated record. The transcript is spliced from 11 exons. Gene Ontology annotation, biological process: synaptic transmission, glutamatergic; regulation of synaptic vesicle priming; intracellular protein transport. NCBI's taxonomy places the organism in Eukaryota, Metazoa, Chordata, Actinopteri, Pleuronectiformes, Soleidae. Bases 96 to 986 code for a protein of 296 amino acids. Gene Ontology annotation, cellular component: synaptobrevin 2-SNAP-25-syntaxin-1a complex; vacuolar membrane; terminal bouton. Gene Ontology annotation, molecular function: syntaxin binding; soluble NSF attachment protein activity.
UAAAGCUAUCGACUGUAAUCCUUACUGUACACAGCUGAAUCCUCGGCGGGUAUUUACUGUUUUAUUUUACAUUUUGUGCAAACACAGCAAAACAAAUGGACACCUCCGGGAAAGAGAAGGAAGCUAUUCAGCUAAUGGCCGACGCUGACAAAAAAGUCAAGUCCUCCGGCUCUUUUUUGGGAGGAAUGUUUGGAGGAGGACAUCAAAAAGUGGAAGAGGCAUGUGAGAUGUACUGCAGAGCAGCCAACAUGUUCAAGAUGGCAAAAAACUGGAGUGCUGCUGGAAGUGCUUUUUGCAAGGCUGCACGUCUCCAUAUGCAGCUGCAGAACAAACAUGACAGUGCCACCAGUUUCAUUGAUGCAGGCAAUGCUUACAAGAAAUCUGACCCAAAUGAGGCAAUCAAGUGUUUAAAUGCUGCCAUCGAUAUUUAUACAGACAUGGGAAGAUUCACCAUCGCAGCUAAACACCACAUCAGUAUCGCAGAGAUCUAUGAAUCUGAUAUGGUGGAUAUCGAAAAGGCGAUUGCACAUUAUGAACAAGCAGCAGACUACUACAAAGGAGAAGAAUCAAACAGUUCUGCCAACAAGUGUCUGCUGAAGGUCGGGGCUUAUUGUGCUCAGCUGGAGCAGUACCAGAAGUCCAUUGAGAUCUACGAGCAGGUUGGAGCUAACACAAUGGACAACCCGCUGCUGAAAUACAGCGCCAAAGAGUAUUUCUUCAAAGCCUCGCUCUGUCAUUUCAUUGUCGACGAGCUCAACGCGAAGAUUGCAGUUGAAAAGUACGAGGAGAUGUUCCCGGCAUUUUCAGACUCCAGAGAAUGCAAGUUGUUGAAGAGACUUCUUGAGGCACAUGAGGAACAGAACAGUGAAGCUUUUACAGAGGCAGUAAAGGAGUUUGACUCAAUCUCACGUCUGGAUCAGUGGCACACGACCAUCCUGCUGCGCAUCAAAAAGACCAUCCAGGGAGAUGAAGGGGAUUUGAAAUGAUUGAAGGUGCAGGCAGAAACGCAGCAUGGAGGGACAAAUCCAUCACGCAUGCUUUUUACUAACAAACAAACAAACACACACAAUCUCACUGUGUAUAGCAUCAGGACAGGAGCAUCUGCCGAUGAUUUUGAAUUAUACCACUGCUCACUGCUGUGCUUUCAGAGCACUAUCUCGCUUUCCUUAUGAGCAUAUCUGAAUCUAGUCAGAAUGUAUAUCUUCUCGCCCUCACCUCUGUCUAGAGGAUUGCUGCAUACCUUUCUCUGCUGAAGUCUCUGCCGGUGGAUUUCAGAGCGGUGU